AUGUUUAUGGAUGAGCGGAUUGUAACUCUGUUCAAAAGGAAUGCCCAUCACACGCUGACCUACUGGAGUGUUUUCUUCAGUUUUGGACUCUGCAUUGCUUUCCUUGGACCUACUAUUUUGGACUUGCAGUGUCAAACAAACUCAACACUUAGUCAGAUUACCUGGGUAUUCUUCGCCCAGCAGUUCUGCUUGUUGAUUGGCAGCUCUGUUGGUGGCGUUUUCAAGCGGACGUUGUUCAGUGCUCUAGCUGCCUUAUUUGUCUCUGCCCUCAUCAUCUCCAUAAUAUUUGCCAUCAUCCCUCUGUGCAAUAAUGUUCUCCUGCUGGCCAUCGCCAUGGCCGUGUCUGGUUUGGCGAUGGGUGUUAUCGACACCAUUGCUAACAUCCAACUGGUGACCAUCUAUCAGAAGGACUCUGCUGUUUUUUUACAGGCUCUUCACUUCUUCAUCGGGUUCGGAGCCCUGGUGAGCCCCCUGAUUGCAGAUCCUUUCCUCUCAGAGACGGGCUGUGGGAAUCACACAGAGAAUGGAACAGAGAUCAUGCAUCAUUUCAGGAACAUGCUGAGGAACAGUCCAAUUGUAGAGCACAACAUAACUCAGAGCCACCUGCCCCAUGAGGGAGCAGAGGAGUCCACUGUGCACUAUGCUUUCUGGAUCAUGGCACUUAUUAAUCUGCCCGUGCCCAUUGCUGUCCUGUUCCUCAUGUAUCGGGAGCAGCUGAUCCCAUGCUGCCCCAGCGGCACUCCUCGCCUUCUGGACAAAGAUGAACUAGCAAUGGAGAACCAGCAGGGGGCUGAAGGCCCAGACGAGGAGCAGAAGGAACAUGAAGCUGGAGGUCACGGGGAUAUCUUCAGCUGCUGUCAGAAUGAUAACCUGCGCGGCCUGCCAGUAUCCUUCUUUAUGAUUCAUGUCCUUGGUGGGAUGGUGCUCUUCAUGACCGAUGGUAUUGUGGGUGCAUACGCCGGCUUUGUGUACACCUACGCUGUGGAACCUCCGAUGUCACUGCCUCAUAAGACAGCAGGUUAUCUGGCCAGCAUCUUUUGGGCAGCCAUCACUGCUGGACGUCUCUUGUCCAUACCUCUCUCAUAUCGUUUCCAGCCUGUGAGACUGCUCAUGUUCAACCUGGCAGGUGCUAUCGUUACCGUGUUGAUGCUGCUUAUUUUCUACACCAACCACAUCUUUUUGUUUGUUGGCACCUGUUUAUGUGGGCUGUUCCUCAGCAGCAUCUUCCCCUGCAUGCUUGCCUAUACUGAAGACAUCCUCGAUUACCAGGGAUGUGCAACCUCAGUGCUGGUGACAAGUGCAGGAAUGGGAGAGAUGGUAAUGCAGGUUCUGGUUGGCUCGAUUAUCCAGAGUAAAGGCAGCUACAGCUUCCUGCUGUGUGGAGUGAUAAUCGCCUGCAUUGGAUUUAUCCUCUUCAUUGGUCUCCUGCUGUUCCAUCGAAUGCACAGAAAUUACCUCACAGGAACGUCGAAAAAGUCUGCCAUGGUGGAGGAGCCAGCAGCAGAGCAGAAUGGAUCUGCCAAAACAGAACAGAAAGAGGAGAAAGAGAGCAGCUGA
Molecule: messenger RNA, 1557 nt
Organism: Toxotes jaculatrix (banded archerfish)
Lineage: Eukaryota; Metazoa; Chordata; Actinopteri; Toxotidae
Gene: slc60a1b
Product: major facilitator superfamily domain containing 4Ab
Exons: 10
Coding region: 1-1557 (518 amino acids)
Biological process (GO): transmembrane transport
Source: RefSeq, a predicted model, not a curated record